Molecule: messenger RNA, 1149 nt
Organism: Parathielavia appendiculata
Lineage: Eukaryota; Fungi; Ascomycota; Sordariomycetes; Sordariales; Chaetomiaceae
Exons: 3
Coding region: 1-1149 (382 amino acids)
Source: RefSeq, a predicted model, not a curated record
AUGCACGCCUGCUCUGGAGCCGGCCCAGGCAUCUUCAGGUCUCGCCCGUUGACACACCAGCUCAGCGCUGCCGCUACCCGGUCGCAAAACAAGGGCCGAGUGGAAUUAAUCUUCAACGACUGGGAAGCCUUGAGUCGCCGCUAUAACUGGGGAAUGGGUGAAGAGGCGUAUUCGACCCGGUCUGGACCGGCAGUAGGAGGUGAGGAAGAAAUAGAAAGCAUGCGCAUCCCGAGGAGAGAGCACGUCGAGUGCACGCACCGCUUUGAGGCACAGCAGCGCGAUGGCGUGUCGAUCAGCAGGCGCAUUGCCAAAGCGAUGGCCCGGAUGCCUAGGGCCACUAGGCUGGUGCUGGACGACGACCCAGACACGACUGUGCCGGCCUGGGCUACUGCUGCGCCAACAACAGCACAGUGGCUGGUUGCCCCGACCAGCUGGGCGGUUGGGCUACGGCCUUCAGACUCGGCCGCGGCUUCCCUCCUAUCUAUACACUCUUCGCGCUUCCCGAAGCGAUCCGUUACGCCGGCGUCAGAUUUGUUAUCCCUCCCGAGCUUACGGGCCUGCGCAUCCACCGGCUACGGCUGCCUUCCGGAUUUUCCGCUUUGGCUGGCGCCGGAGCGAAGGGACCCGCUGCCGCUUGAGGUUGCGGAUUUGCAGGCGGAUUACCGCUCGCUGUGCGUCUUUGACUUUACAUCUGACUACGAACCGAACUCCUAUUUCACCGACAGCCUUACGUGCCUCGAGUGUACGGAGAUGUCCACUCUCUCAGAACUCCGGACAGGGUUGCAUGAGAUCUUGGAAUGGAUGCUGGCGUCCAGCAGCCUGAAGCAGGUUCAAGUCGAUCUCCAAAUGGUGCACAGCGGCAUCCCUUGCGAAGUCGCCAUGCCUAACCCACCGUGGCCCCAUACUCAGGUCCUCCACCUGCAGGACGGUGUUCUGGUUUUCGCCGGCUUCGCCAGGUUCCUCGAGGCCACCUCCGGUGGUGGCGGCGACCUCGAGGAUUUUGUCAGGACGACGGCGACGCCAGGGUCGCUGACUGUCCGACUGAGACGGCCGCUUGGUGCCGAGUUUGACGAUCCGGCGCUUCAAAGGCCGCCUGCGCGUACACCAGGGCGCUUUCUGACCCCGACGACGAAUACGCGCAGGCAAUGA